Messenger RNA from Enterobius vermicularis (human pinworm), 3114 nucleotides. The record is from the annotation of a GenBank genome assembly. NCBI's taxonomy places the organism in Eukaryota, Metazoa, Nematoda, Chromadorea, Rhabditida, Oxyuridae.
UUGUUUUUUUUUUUUUUAGGUAAUCAACGAUAUAAACGUCAAUUCGAUGGCGUAAAUACUCCACAAAUUGAUCUCAACAUUACUGUACCAUUUAUAUUCAGUGCACGUCUAUAUCCAUAUGGAAAAACAAAGGGUGAUACACUGUUAGAGGGUGAUGUUAUAAAUUUGAAGCUAAAGAAUACACUAUAUUUUCUUGGCGAAAGUUAUGAUUCUGUUUAUAUUCGACGAGAUGGAGCUAUUGCGCUUAGCAAUUCCACAACAGUAAAACCAAAAUCGUUACCGACAGCUGAUCCAGUUAUUGCCACCUAUUGGAUGCCAGCUGAAGGCGGAAAUGUUUAUUUCCGUGAAACUAAUGAAUCAUCGAUAAUCAAUUUAGCACAAAAUGAAGUGAACAUUCAGUAUCGUUAUGGAUCAAAUUUUCGACCAAAUUCUGUUCUGGUUGUUACCUGGGAUCGUACUCACGAACCUGGAGCCAAUGAAACUACAGCUAAUCUUUUUCAAGCAUCAAUAAUCUUUAGUAAAACAGGAACAUUUGCACAUUUUGUGUACAGCAAAUUAAACUCUAAUAACGAUGCUGUUGCUGGCUUCAGCGGUCAUGAUGGUCAUUAUUCGUUACCUGAAUCGGGUACCUUUAAUGCUAUUCAGCUUGCUGAACGUAGUGAUAUUGGUAUACCAGGUGAAUUUCUUUUCCGAAUUGAUUCCGACAGCGUCUUCUUAUGCGGAGCAGGUUUUAAGGGGAUGGAAUGUAUUGAAACCUGUGGCGCCAAUGAAUGGGGUUUAGACUGUGUACGACGAUGCCACUGUGAAGGUGGGGUACGUUGCAAUACAGAAACCGGUAUGUGUCCGAACGCUAAAUGUAGUCCUGGAUGGACUGGUCCUCCAAUCUGUGAAGAUGAUAUCGAUGAAUGCGCCACAGGACCUGACCUUUGCCCAGCAGAACAACCCGACUGUUUGAAUACACCCGGAGCAUAUUUAUGUAUCUGCUAUGAGUAUGAUAAUACCACAAAUACAUGCAAAGGAGCAAAAAAUAAUACUGAAAGUUUGGUAAAUGGAACUGAAACAUAUUCUGUCAAUGUACUAUCGUUACAGCCAAAAUUAGCACCAAAAGCACAAAAAAAUCUGAAACCCGAAACAAAAAAGGUUUCAAAAAUACGUAUCUCAUCAGUGAUACCACAUGCUACAGUAGCAUCACCUGUGACUACUACUACUACACCUGCGGUUACCGAAACGUUCCCGAUUCCGACUGUCCGAUUUAGCCCAAUUACAAUAAGACCGUUGCUUGGUAGUCCGAUACCGCAAUGUCAAUGUGGAACAAAUGCAGAAUGUAUCGAAGGAGUAUGCCAAUGUAAACCUGGAUGGACAGGUAAUGGAAAAAUGUGUGUGGACAUUAAUGAAUGCUCGGCAAUACCAAAUGUAUGUGGCGCACAUUCGAUAUGUGAUAAUACUGCUGGUUCGUAUCGAUGCCAGUGUGAUUUAGGCUAUAUCAACGAUGAAAAUGGACGCUGUAUUGAUAUGGAUGAGUGUGCCGAAGGAGUGGUAGUCUGUGGUGAUGGUAAAAACAGUUCAGUAUGUGUAAACACAGACGGAGGAUAUGAAUGCCGUUGUGCCCCUGGAUAUGUCGGUCAUCCUGAAAGCCUUCAUGGAUGUGUCGACGUUGACGAAUGUGAAAAAGCUGAAUUUUAUUGUGGUGAAAAAGGUGUAUGCAAGAAUCUGAUUGGCGGUUAUGAGUGUGACUGUGCUGAAGGAUACGGUCAAGACCCUCAUACUGGGCAGUGUAUCGACAUCGACGAAUGCAAAUUUGACCCAUGUGACAAGGCAGCUUUAUGUACCAAUUUGGCUGGCAGUUUCAAAUGUGCUUGUAUUGACGGUUUUGUCGGCAAUGGUGUGGAGUGCCGCGAAACAAAGCUGUACCUAGUGGAUCAGCCAACUCUGACAAUUGCACAUGACGACGACGCUUUAAGGUACCAGUUGGAUGAGCCGAUCCCUUUGUUUGGUGAAACAUAUGAAGUACUUUAUGUGACACUGAAUGGAGGAAUAACCUUCAAAGCUCUAGAAACGUCUAAAGCUAAACCAGAUGUUGGCGUUGGCUUUUUCCCUCUAAUGAGUAAUCUGACCUUAGGAGAAAAUGGAAAGGUUUCAGUCAAAUUUAUUGGAGAAUCAUCAGGUGAUCCACUGUUAACCAGGUCGUCUCUUAAUAUUGCAAAUAAAUUCCAUUUUAAAAAUUUCCGAGCCAAGAAUCUUAUUAUUGUUUCGUACGAGAAAGUUGAACAACCUGAAACAGACAGAAUAAAUUCAUUUCAAGUAAUCAUAUCGCAAGGGAAUGCAGCUGUAUUUGCCACAUAUUUAUACGAGGAAGUUGAGGCAGAGGCUGCUAUCUGUGGUUUUCAUACAGGAAAAGAAGAAUAUGAAAUUUACGAAUUGCCAUUCGAAAUGAUUUUGAAUGGAUCAAAUAUUGGAGACAGUGGUGUCUGGAUAUUCCGAAUCGAUAGGAGUGCUCCGGUUCUAUGCCCGGCUGGCACCAUUAGUCCACCACUGUGUCAACAGGGAUGUGACGCCGGUACUUGGGGCUUUGAUUGCGAAAAUAAAUGUCACUGUAAAAAUGAUAUUCCAUGUGACUUUGGAACAGGAUUCUGUUCUAAUGGGCAGUGUGCAAAAGGUUGGUCAGGGACAAAUUGUUUCCAAGAUAUUGAUGAGUGCCUUACCGAAAGUCACAAAUGCUCCCCAAAUGCUGACUGUAUCAACGAACCCGGGUCUUUUCGAUGCAAAUGUAAAGAUCCUUACAUUGGAGAUGGUUACUUAUGUAAAGAACUGGACGGUUGUCACAAGCGAUUCAAAGAACGUUGUUCGGCAAAUGCAAAAUGUAUGGAAGGAGGACCGGAUGGACCUCAGUGUAUUUGCAACGAAGGUUAUUACGGCAAUGGUUUACACUGUCUCAAGAUAAGCACUUCAUCAGAGCCUCCUGCGACCGUCGAAACAACCACUACAACUUUAAGCACGACCAUGACCAAGGAGAAAACCAAACCGGAAAUUGACGAUGAAACGCCAUUUAUAAUGCACAAUUGGAUCACCGAAGAGGUGAUAAUUGCAAUAAACCUUUGUAAUUCCAAUCCGUAA